Messenger RNA from Grus americana (Whooping crane), 6198 nucleotides. RefSeq names its product prostaglandin reductase 2 (gene PTGR2). Lineage: Eukaryota; Metazoa; Chordata; Aves; Gruiformes; Gruidae. The coding region runs from base 376 to 1458 and encodes 360 amino acids. Gene Ontology annotation, biological process: prostaglandin metabolic process. Gene Ontology annotation, molecular function: 15-oxoprostaglandin 13-reductase [NAD(P)+] activity. The record is from RefSeq and is a predicted model, not a curated record. The transcript has 12 exons.
GACGGACCCGUGGGCGCUCGCCGUCCUCGUCGAGAUGAGGUUGCCCCGGUGCCAGGUGUCAACCCGGGAGCGCCUGCGGCCUCGUUUCGCGCGGCGGGGAGCUUGGCAGCGCCCUCCGAGCCCUCCCUGACAGGACAGGGCCCCUGCCUUCCUUCCCAGGAGUUAUUUCCUCAGGGAUUCGUGCCUCGUCGUUGCAGGCUUCUGAAACUGAUAUUGAACCAUCUGCAAGACAGUCUCCAGUGGCUCUUCCACCUUUGACGGCAGUGAUUUCUAACUUGGUCUUUGGUCAUACCUAGGAAAGUGGAUAAUCAGUACAUUCUCUGGGAUUGCUGUCAUGUGGGAGCCUGCAUACUGCAUCACUGACUUCUCAGAAAAAUGUCAGAAAUCCAGUGUGAAAUUGCUGCAAACGCAGGGAUGAUUAUACAGAGAGUAGUGCUGAAUUCACGCCCCGGUAAGAAUGGAGUGCCAGUGGCUGAAAACUUCCGACUGGAACAAAGUACAAUAUCAGACAUGAUCCAAGUGGGGCAAGUGCGUGUUAGAACCAUGUAUCUCUCAGUGGACCCUUACAUGCGCUGCAGAAUGAAUGAGGAUACUGGCUCAGAUUACCUCCUGCCCUGGCAGCUGUCUGAAGUUGCUGAUGGUGGGGGCAUUGGGGUUGUGGAGGAGAGCAAGCAUGAUAACCUUGCUAAAGGAGACUUUGUAACUUCCUUCAAUUGGCCCUGGCAGACAGUGGCAAUUCUAGAUGGAAGCUUGCUACAAAAGCUUGUUCCACAACUUGUAAAUGGACGCCUUUCUUACUUUCUCGGUGCAGCUGGCAUCACAGGACUGACGGCGCUGUUGGGUAUAAAGGAGAAAGGGCACGUGACUGUGGGUGCAAAUCAGACAAUGGUGGUGAGCGGAGCAGCUGGUGCCUGUGGCUCUUUGGCCGGUCAGAUUGGCCGUCUGGAGGGCUGCUCUAGAGUAGUGGGGAUCGCUGGCACAGAUGAAAAGUGCUCCAUUUUGGUCCAGGAAAUGGGAUUUGAUGCUGCUAUCAAUUACAAGAAGGGGGAUGUGGCAGAGCAGCUACGUGAACUCUGCCCAGGCGGUGUGGAUGUUUACUUUGACAAUGUUGGUGGAGACAUCAGCGAUACAGUUAUAAGUCAGAUGAAUCAGAACAGCCAUAUCAUCCUGUGUGGACAGAUUUCUCAGUAUAACAAAGAUGUGCCUUAUCCUCCUCCGCUCCCUCCUGACAUAGAAAAAAUACAGAAAGAAAGGAAUAUCACAAGGGAAAGAUUCUUAGUGUUGAACUAUAUGGACAAACAAGAAGCUAGUGUAUUACAGCUCUGUCAGUGGAUCCAAGAGGGUAAACUGAAGGUCAGAGAGACUGUGGUAGAAGGCUUAGCAAACAUUGGGGCUGCUUUCCAGUCCAUGAUGAAUGGAGGCAAUAUUGGAAAACAGAUCGUCUCAGUUUCUAAAUAAAGUCAUUGCUUUGGGAAAAAUAAUUGGAUUCUAUCUCUAACACCUGCUUGGAAGGAAGUAUAUCAUAGGGUAGUAUCCAAAGCAAGCUAAUUAAAUACCUGUAUAUUUCAAAAGAGACUGCAACUAUGAACUGUGGGGAGUUUGUGCUGUACUGAACAUAAGAAAGCAAUUGUAACAAUAAUCAUGUUAAAAUGUUGUUUUCCUUUCGUAUGUUAUAGGUGAAGGCCUCAGUCUGACAUAUUUAUGUUUCCAGAGUUACAUUCACUUGUCCAAAGUACAAAUUCUGUACUUUUGAACAGUGUUUGUUGCAGAGCUGCUCCAGAGCGAGCUCAUCUCUGGCACUGUGAGUUGACACACCUUCCAGGAAUAAGAGUCCUCUAGGAAGUUGUUUUUCACAACCAAACCAAAAUAUGAUAAAAUUAUAAAAUUCCCAGCACUAUUAUUUUGACAGCAAUCGCUUAGUAAUCCACACAAGUCGUAAUCCUAUUAAGAGCUGAUGAUGUGAGGGGUGACCCAGGGUGAGAUCAUGCUGGGAUGCUGGUUCUUUACUGGAAUAAAGGCAGCUUGAUUGCAGCAGCAUUCCUGUCGUAGGUAAGCUAUGGAGGGCAAUAUUACAGGGUCUGUCAGCAUUAGUCAAAUGGCUUUAGGGAAAAAAGAAAAAUAAAGAUGGGGACAGUCAAAGUAAACCUCAACCUGGUACCCUCAAUGUUUAGGAUUCUUACAGAAGCAUUUCUUUACUUGUGAAUCCUGGCUCAUGUUACCUCUUAAGAAUAAAUAAAAAUCAAAAGGAGAAAAUGAUUUGAACCAAGUACCCACAGUUGUAAAAAAUAUGAAUACAUCUUUUUUUCACCUUGUCUUAAUUUCUUAAUUAUUGUAAUAGGAUGAGUCUUGACCAAUUAUAUAUUUUGCACUAUAGGAGAGGUCUCAUUUAACAAAGAGUGACAAAUAACUGGUAACAGUGAUAGUUGAUAAGAUCUUAAGCAAGGCCAAGCAUGAAUUCAGAGUAGGAGUUUGGUGACCACAAUAAGGUACUAGAAGUUCAGCUAUACAAUCUCUAUAAAUAAGCAUUUCUUGUUGCAACAGGUAAUAAAACUCAAACAACAUUGGGCAGACAGACCCUUUUUUUUUUUUUUUAUUUGAGUCAAUCUUCUGCUUGUUUGUAUUUGGUAAAGUUUUAUGCACUCCCAUUUCCAUCCCUUCUCUUUGCACCUUGAAGAGUUGCUGUUGGCUGUCCUAUAUUUCAUUCCCUUCUGCUUUCUCACCCUCCAUUUUUUCCCCCUUUCCCUUAACUUUUUUUUUUUAUUUCAUCAUGUUUCUUGUCCUCCUUGUUGGCUCCUUCCUUGAUAAUCUGACAAACAUGCUUUUUUUCAUAGCAGCACCUAUUAGUGGUUUAGUGCUAGGCCAUAUAGUUUAGUGUCAGGUUUUCAUGGAAAAUGUCAGCGAUAGCAUGAAAAGAACUUGCCAGCCCAGACAUAAAUGUUUCUCACUGCAGUUUAUAGUAGCUGCUGUUAACAAACGUGAAGAGAGUGAAGGCAGAUGCCUUUCAAAUAGCUUCAUCUCUUUAUUCUAUACUUUAAUGCAUUGAUCAUGGAAGCAGCAGAUGCAGGAUUACUUAGUCCUGUUGUUUGAAACAUUGCUGUCUUCUAUUGCUAUGCUGCCUUUCUCUUUACUGGGUUCUCCUCACAGUGGGAAAUGUUUAUUCAAUCCAUAAAUAGACUGCCAGAGGAUAAAAGAAAAUCACAGGCAGGCGGCAAUAUCCCACAAUAAGAAAGGGUAACAGCAGCUGGAAUAAGCUCCAAACCCAGAAAAUAUUUUGUGAGGCACAACUGGGAACUCUUUAGGAAAAGCACAGAAAGAAGCAGAAAUGAAUCAAGAAAUUUUAGCUGCAGGAACACAGAAUUUUGCAAUCAGAGAGAUACCUUGGAUAGCAAAAUUCACUUUUGCUAUAGCACUCUGCUCUGGGUGGAUGGUGGUAAGAGGGUGGCUGAACAAGUCAGUAGUAUUGAAAGAAAACUGCAAGUAUGAAGUAGCAAAGCAGUGUUUAUGCAAGAAUAAGGAGGUGCAAUUUAUUUUUAUAGAUGGUCUGAGGGCAAAUAGUGAGAGAAGGCAGUGAGGUUUUAUGGGGCUAUGUGUCUACCCUCCUCUGCUCCACCCUCUUCUUGGACAGGCUUCUUCGUAUCUCCAAGACCUUCCCUCAGUCCCUGCUCCUCUGCAGGAAGGAGCCUUCCUCGCCCCAUCAGCCCCUACUUACUUUCCUUUGCCCCCCAGGCUGGGCAAUGUGGGAAGGGAAAGUAAAGUUCCAAGGACAGGGCUCCGUUGGGGUGGAGUCUGGACAGGAGCCAGCACGCUUUGACUUUCUCCUGGUUCUGGGGGCAACCAGGGGAGGGCAGGAUGCCCUCUGCAAGUGCCUGUCCUUCUGGGAUGGAGUUGCCUUUAUGUCCUGCUACCCCAGAGAAGUAGGUAUAUCUCUCUUUGGGCAGUAACAAUCCAUUAGAGCUGCAUGGGCAGCAUUUCAAACUGGACCAGCAUUUCAAACUGGAACAGCCUGUUCCAUGUCCUUGGGCCAGGCAGCCUGAGUGAGCUUCGGUGCCCUGCAGGCAGCUCUCUGCCUCUGCCUAGGCCAGCUCCAGAAAGGGGUUCUUUCUCUGUGAACUUUGGGAACUGUUUUAGGGGAUUUUUUUUGUAUUUUUAUUUUUUUUUAGUAUGCUAUAGAGAGAGUGGGAAAAGCAGAUGAGAAAAGCCUCUCUCCCCCACGAUCCUUGCAUUUUCCACUACACUGAAUGUCAGGAUCUCUUUAUUGGGAUCAGUGGAUCAGACAGGCUUUCACUGAUGACAGUUAUAGGAAAUUAUGCAUGGCAAUGGCAUUCCGCUGGGAACUUCCCUCUGCAAGUUUUGCUCAGCCCUCGGAGCAGCAAGGGUAACACAUGCAAAAGAAUCUUCUCUCUUUUUCCUAAUUUAUGUUUUGCAUUUCACAGCAUCUUGCUUGUAAUUCACCAAUUAAUACAAGAAUUCCUUCAUAAACAGAGAGCAGCAUGAAAAAAUACACGUGCUUUCUUUAAGAGACUUAAAAAAGAGAACAAACUAUAUUUGAAAGACAUUCUCAGAAUCUCUUUUCUUUCCAAAUAAUCAUUUCAAGUGUUCUUUUAGAGUAGUUUCAAAUGGGAAUUAAGUAUUUUAAAGGAGCACCUCUGUGCAGAUUAAAAAAACCCAAACCAAAACAACAAACCCUGCAGAGUAUUGUAAUAGAAACAUUUAUACUAUGAAGGAUUGAUUUGCCACAGAUCAUACUAAUGUCUGCCAGCCAUAUGUGAAGUACUUCAGCAGUCUGGUUCCACGAUCUGCCAAUUGCUUUGCUCACUUCAUGUAGCUCUGGUUUGUCCUCCUAAUGAGCAGCUUGGAAGGGAUACUCUUGACUUCGGAAGACCUCUGUAUUCUCAUGCCUACCCCGAAACAGCCAUUUUAAAAGAAAGAGAACAAUAUGGCAGAAGUAAUGAAUGUCAAAGCCAUUUGCUUCUGUUCCUUAUAUCUAAUCUAAAUCUCCCCUCCUUCAGCUUAAAGCCAUCACCCCUUGUCCUAUCACUCCAUGCCCUUGUAAACAGUCCCUCUCCAGCUUUCAUUCAGGUACUGGAAGGCUGCUAUAAGGUCUCCCCAGCGCCUACUCUUCUCCAGGCUGAACAGCCCCAACUCUCUCAGCCUGUCUUCAUAGCAGAGGCCAAGAUACAUGGCAGCACAAUAUUGUGUUAUCUUCUCAGUAGAAAUGCUGCCUUUCAGUGAGAAGAGCUUAAUUUUGAAAGAGGACCAAACCUGGACAACACAGGGCCUGCUAUCAGCGAAAUGUCUCACUUCAGCCCACCAUGUUGAUUUGUGCCUUCAAGGCACCAUGGGCCAACAGAGGAACAAAUGCAUUUUUCGUUACAGGGUGGCUUGCAAAUUUAUCAUAAUACCUGCAUAUUUGCCAGAGGUUGGUCCAGUUCAUUUACAUUCAUUGUUCUGGGAGAUGGGCUGCAUUUUAAGAAACCAAUUUAUUUUAUCUGAAUUUUAAGGGAAAACAUAAUGUAUUGUGAUUUUUGUUACUCACAGUUAACUUUGACAACCACUUGCCUAUCUGAUAAGGGUAGCUAAAUCAGAGGCUAGCUCCUAGUCUGUGCUUCUAAGAACUUUCAGCCUGCUGAGAUGCAAAGAAUUAAAAAAAAUUUGAAGAAGGUAUUGGUAAAUACAGUCUUCCUGUGUUAAAGUGUACAGCUCAAGUAGGAAAGUUAGUAUUUUCCUGCUAGGGUUUUAGAAUAUUGGAAAACUGUUUAUGAAGGAGAAAAUCCAAAUUAAUGUGAGACAAAGGUGAGUUUUACUUGUCCGUAACAAAGAGCUGCAAUAGCUGUGUCUGUAAAGCCUGAGCUAAGAGGUGCUUCCUAGGCAGGGUGGAGUUCUGAGUUUCUACAGUGUGCUCUUCACUGUGAUACCGGGGCAGUAGGAUAGUCCCUUGCUCUCAAAAUUCAUUACAUCAUUCCCACAUACGUGUAUAAUUCACACAUCAACCACCUUUCAGAGCAUGUGAUUCUUACUUGGGUCCUUGGAGCCAGGGAAAACACAUCCACAAAUAAAACACGUUUGCUUGCCCCACUAAGAAUAGCAUUAAGAGAUUCUUAAAGAAUUCCAUCCAUCUACCAAACACAACCCACGGAGCCAAAAAAUAAGUAGUUGACAGACUGUAACAUUUUUAAGUCCACAGACAUUUGAUUACAU